Messenger RNA from Penicillium longicatenatum, 1752 nucleotides. Its product is annotated as S53 family peptidase. The transcript is spliced from 2 exons. The record is from RefSeq and is a predicted model, not a curated record. NCBI's taxonomy places the organism in Eukaryota, Fungi, Ascomycota, Eurotiomycetes, Eurotiales, Aspergillaceae. Gene Ontology annotation, biological process: proteolysis. Gene Ontology annotation, molecular function: serine-type endopeptidase activity; tripeptidyl-peptidase activity. The coding region runs from base 1 to 1752 and encodes 583 amino acids.
AUGUUUUCCAAGCUUGCAUUUCACGUAUUGUUUGUGUGCUGGAUCAGAGUGGUUUUGGCUGGCAUCUCCAGCCAUCAAGUCCUCGAGAAGCUAGAAGAUGCUCCCUUUGGCUGGCUCAAGGGCGACAAGCCAUCGCCUCUGGCUCUGAUCAAAUUUCGGCUUGCAAUUAAUUCACCAGAUACCCUUGCGAUAUUCGAGCAAAUCGUGAUUGACAUUUCCACACCAGGACAUCCUAGUUAUGGCCAGCACAUGAAGCGCGAACAAGUGAGACAAUUGCUACGUCCUUCUCCCGUCGUGACGAAUCAGAUUCUUUCCUGGUUGAACUCAGAAAAUAUCUCCCCGGACUCUAUUGAAUUGGACGGGAACUGGCUCACCUUCGAAGCUGCCGUCUUUCAAGCAGAGCGCAUGCUGGAAACAGAAUUCUUUUCGUACAAGAACAAGGACGGUGAUAGCACGAUAGUCAGAGCUCUUGAAUAUUCAGUACCAAGUGAACUUCGUGAUUAUAUCCAGUUGAUCCAGCCAACGACGCGAUUUUGGGAGUUCAGUCCCCUGCGUGGCUUGAGCGAUGAGCCACAUGUUGUCGCCACGACAGAAGACAUAUCUGCAGGAUGUGGAACAGUAGUUACACCCAGUUGUUUGCGAGAUCUUUACGGCCUUUAUAACACGACGUCAACACCCGAUCCUCGAAAUCGACUAGGUAUAGCCGGAUUUUUGGAGCAGUAUGCUCGUCACAGCGACUUUCUUCAUUUCAUGCAAUUAUACGCAUCCGAUCAGACGGAUGCAAAUUUCACUGUGGUUUCUAUCAAUGGUGGCCAAAACGACGAAAAUUCCACCAAGAAUAGCGUUGAGGCCAGCCUGGAUCUUCAGUACUCCAUUUCGCUGGCGUACCGCGCAUUGGUGACCUUUUACACCACUGGUGGCCGAGGGCCCGUCAUUCCUGAUGGUGAAUCAACAGGCCCCUCAACAAAUGAGCCAUACCUCGAGCAGCUUCACUAUCUCAUUAGCCUCCCGGACGAGGACCUCCCAGCCGUUAUAACCAUGUCAUACGGCGAGCCGGAGCAAAGCGUCCCGAAAUCAUAUGCCACAGCCAGCUGCAAUCUCUUUGCUCAGCUAGGUGCCAGAGGCGUCACGGUCAUCUUCAGUAGUGGUGACGCUGGACCUGGAGGUUCAUGCGAAAGUAAUGAUGGAAGCUACCGAGCCAAGUUCAUUCCCGGUUGGCCGGCAUCCUGCCCAUUCGUUACAUCUGUCGGUGGGACUUUCGGGAGCUCACCUGAGCAUGCGGUUAGCUUUUCUGGGGGUGGAUUCUCAGAUUAUUUUGAUCGACCAUCAUAUCAAGAAUCUCUUGUCCAAACUUUUCUGACCAAAAACGGUGACCAAUGGCAAGGACUGUUCAAUGCUACUGGUAGAGGUAUCCCCGACAUUUCAGCCCAAGCAAGCCGUUUUAUGGUCAGAGAUCAUGGUGUGUAUUUAACUGUCGGGGGAACAAGCGCGUCUGCACCUGUGAUUGCCGGUAUAGUAUCUCAGUUGAAUGCAAUUCGCUUGACACAGGGAAAACCGCGAUUAGGAUUCCUCAACCCCUGGCUGUAUACAACAGGGCUAGAUGGGUUGACGGAUAUCGUGGAUGGGGCGUCGCAAGGUUGCGCGGCAUCUCCCGUACACAAUGCUGGUUGGAAUGCGACGAUUGGGUGGGAUCCGGCGACUGGGUUGGGUACACCGUUCUUCCCAACACUAGAAAAAUUGGUAUUACUCUGA